AUGGAAAACAACUCCGGGACAGAUACAGGCGCGACGGCAAUGAAUAUCGCCAUGGCUUCAACUAUUGUUUACGGCCUUGUGUUGCUUGCCGGGUCAUGCUUUUUCUUUAUAAGGCGUGGUAAAGGAAACUUCAGCUUACGCGGUGUUGGCGCGUCCGUUUUUUUUCUUUCGGCGUUCGCUGUCAUGCCCACGGUAUUGGCUCUGGGCAUUGCAGGGGCAUGGAUCUGCACCGCUUACGACUCACUCGGAGGGGCGGUGGCGUUUCUUGUUGUUCCAGGGAUGAUUCUCUUCUUUCUGUUAUUGGCGUGGUGUGCUGCGGCGUCACGAGACCUUGAGGAGAUGGGUGGAGCGCUUGACUUUGAUCGUUUGUAG
Molecule: messenger RNA, 372 nt
Organism: Trypanosoma cruzi
Lineage: Eukaryota; Euglenozoa; Kinetoplastea; Trypanosomatida; Trypanosomatidae
Exons: 1
Coding region: 1-372 (123 amino acids)
Source: RefSeq, a predicted model, not a curated record